AUGCCCCCCAAGAAGGCUGCAACUCAAGAAAAGGUCCUGCUGGGCCGCCCCGGCAACUCUCUCAAGAGCGGUAUCGUUGGUCUCGCCAACGUUGGCAAGUCCACGCUUUUCCAAUCCAUCACCAAGUCCUCGCUGGGUAACCCGGCCAACUUCCCUUAUGCCACCAUUGAUCCCGAGGAGGCUCGCGUCGUCGUCCCCGAUGAGCGUUUCGACUGGCUCGUCGAUCACUACAAGCCCAAGUCGGUUGUGCCCGCCAACUUGACCGUCUACGAUAUCGCCGGUCUGACUCGCGGUGCCUCCACUGGUGCCGGUCUCGGUAACAACUUCUUGUCUCACAUUCGUGCCGUCGAUGCCAUCUACCAAGUGGUUCGUUGCUUCGAUGACGCCGAGAUUAUCCACGUCGAGGGCGAUGUCGACCCCGUCCGCGACUUGACCAUCAUCAGCGAGGAGCUGCGCGUCAAGGAUAUCGAGUUCGUCGAGAAGGCUCUCGAUGCUCUCUCCAAGCAGACUCGCCGUGGUGGCCAGUCUCUUGAGAUGAAGAAGCUGAAGGAGGAGGAGGCCACCACUACUCGUGUCCUCGAGUGGUUGAAGGAUGGCAAGGACAUCCGUCAGGGUGACUGGUCCCCCCAAGGAGGUACCUCGUCGAACGUUGAGGCCAUCAACCCUCUGUUCCUGCUCACCGCCAAGCCCGUCGUGUACCUGGUCAACCUGAGCGAGAAGGACUACAUCCGCCAGAAGAACAAGUACCUCCCCGGUCUGUUCGAGUGGUGCAAGACCCACACCCCCGGUUGCCCCAUUCUGCCCAUCUCCGCCUGCUUCGAGGAGCGUCUCACCCUGAUGCAGGAUGACGCCGCCGCCGAGGCGGAGUGCAAGAAGCUAGGCACCAAGUCCGGUCUGCCCAAGGCCAUUACCACCAUGCGUACCGCCCUGAACCUGUCCAGCUUCUUCACCACCGGUACGGAUGAGGUCCGUCAAUGGACCAUCCGCAAGGGCAUCAAGGCCCCUGCCGCUGCCGGUGUCAUUCACACCGACUUCGAGAAGACCUUUAUCCAGGCCAUUGCCUACAACUACAGCACGCUGCGCGAGCUUGGCGACGAGGCUGCCGUCAAAGCCGCUGGUAAGAUCAUGACCAAGGGCAAGGAUUACGUUGUCGAGGACGGCGAUAUCCUGCUCAUCAAGGCCGGCGCUGCCAAGAGCUAA
This is a messenger RNA of Penicillium waksmanii, 1200 nucleotides long. RefSeq names its product YchF/Obg family ATPase. The record is from RefSeq and is a predicted model, not a curated record. Bases 1 to 1200 code for a protein of 399 amino acids. The transcript has 4 exons. Gene Ontology annotation, molecular function: ATP binding; GTP binding; ATP hydrolysis activity. Gene Ontology annotation, cellular component: cytoplasm. NCBI's taxonomy places the organism in Eukaryota, Fungi, Ascomycota, Eurotiomycetes, Eurotiales, Aspergillaceae.